Messenger RNA from Durotheca rogersii, 971 nucleotides. RefSeq names its product hypoxia induced protein conserved region-domain-containing protein. The record is from RefSeq and is a predicted model, not a curated record. Gene Ontology annotation, biological process: mitochondrial respirasome assembly. The transcript has 3 exons. Gene Ontology annotation, cellular component: mitochondrion. Lineage: Eukaryota; Fungi; Ascomycota; Sordariomycetes; Xylariales; Xylariaceae. Bases 17 to 736 code for a protein of 239 amino acids.
GGAGGCGCUUUAACGGAUGUUCUUUUACUUAAGAUACAUUAUCAGGUUUACGAGGUUCGCCUUAACGGACCGGCGCCAACCACCACAGCUAGCCAUUCAUUCCCCGAUCCGGGCCUGUAUACUUCUCUGCCCGGUCCUCAACACUUGGCAAGACGCCCGCCGUAGGAACCGAUCUCCAAACAUGACAGACCGAUCUAUGCCCUCGUCUUUUGACCAAGACAAGGAGUACAAUGAAACCGGCCUCCAGAAGGUCGGCCGCAAGCUGCGAGAAGAGCCUCUCAUCCCGCUUGGCACGGCACUCACUUGCCUGGCCCUCUACAACGCCUUUCGCGCCACGCGCCGCGGCGACCAUGUCCAAGUCCAGCGCAUGUUCCGCGCUCGUGUCGGCGCGCAAGCCUUCACAGUCGUCGCCAUGGUCGCCGGCGGCGCGUACUACGGCGCAGACCGUGAGAAGAGGAAGGAGCUCAUCAAGCUCGAGGCGCAGCAGCGUGCCGAGGAACGUCACCAGAAAUGGCUGAAGGAGCUCGAGGUCAGGGACGAAGAGGAGAAGCAGCUCCAGGCCGCCAUGAAGCGGCGCCAGGACCGCGUCGAGCAGAGGCGGACGGAGAAGGAGAAGGAGGUAAAAGGGGGAGACGGUCCGAAAGCCGACACCGCUUCUGACACCGACGUGCAGGCCUCACCACGGGAAAAGGACGCGUCCAACACAUCUGGGAGCCGGCUCGGCACGGGGAAAUGAGGAAGCGGAAAGGGACCGGACGCAGCCUUUGUGAGUUAGUACGCGAAGGCAGCAUUCCGGGUAGCUUGAUCCCGAUAGGAAUCGAUUUGGGGAAGACGUACGAGAUACGGCGUCGGGAAUCCCCCAGCCUCUUCCCCAGGUCAUAUUCAAACAAAACGCUUAACGUGAUUGUUAUAUGUACUAUUAAAAGGGGCCGGUUCCAUCAGGCAGCCGGGGUAGGAAGCUGAACAAAACG